UUCGGCCGGCUAAUAAGAUGAACGGGGUGCAAGACUACUUGGAGGCACAUCAGUUACAAACUAGAGACGCCAACGAUGUGAUCGAAGAGUUUCAAGAUGAAAUUGCCAAAAUGCAAGGUUGCUGUCUCGACAUUGGUUGUGGGCCGGCAUCCACUACGCGUAAGCUCUUCAUGCCUAAACUACCGGCUGAUGCUACUGUUGUUGGUGGUGAUAUAUCAAAAAAAAUGGUUGAUUUCGCAAAAGCUACACAUGUUGAUGAAAAACGAUUGUCAUUUGUUCAACUUAACAUAGAAGCUGAUAAUCUUCCAUCGAAUCAUUUUGAAGCUUACGACAAUGCGGUUUCAUUUUAUUGCCUUCACUGGUGCCAAAAUAUAAGAAAAGUAUUCGAUAAUAUGUAUAAACUCUUGCGUCCCGGCGGAAAGUCACUAGUUCUGUUUUUAGCACACAACACAGGUUUCGAUAGUUAUUUGAGACUGUCAGACGAUCCAAAAUAUAAGCCGUUUAUGAAGGACGUUUCAAAGUACAUCCCUUACUUUCAACAGAAUGAUAAUCCAAGAGCAACGUUGAAAAAAAUGUUGGAAGAAUCAGGUUUUAAAGUUCAUCAUUGCAGUUUUCGUGAGAAAACCUUUAUCUAUAAUAGACAAAUAUUAAAAAAGCACGCAAUAGCUGUUAAUCCAUUUAUUGAGAGAAUGCCUCUCGAAAUAAGAGAACAAUUUGAAGAAGAUUUACUACGUGAAAUUAUCAGUCGCAAGAUUUCUUUCGGACAUACAGAUAAUGGAUCGAAAGAAGAAAGUAAAGUACUCGAUAGAUAUCACAUAAUGAUUGCUCAUUUUGAAAAGAUAGGAAGCUAGAUUUUAUUUUUGAUCGAGAAAACAGUAUGAUGGCUUUUACUUUACGCAUUAGAACAUGAUGACACAACUGGAGAAAAUAUCUUGUCUGAUAUGUAUUGUUAUGAAUACAUAUAUUAUGAUAUAGAUAUGAACCCAAUCAUAUCCAUGUAGCUUAGAAAAUCAUUAUGUUCCAUGAUGAAAUGACCACGCUACAUAUACAAAGUAUUUUUGUGAUUAUUUUCGUGUAUUUUAAGUUAUAGCUACACAGCAAGUACUCUAUGUUUUUAAAGUAUAAGUAUUAAUUAUACGUUAUAAUAUUAUUCACUUGACUGAAAAUAUUGGAUGGCGCUACAAAUACUUACAAGUAUAUACUCAUUAAGAAAUCUACGAGAUAAUUUUUUAUUUCCAACUAUAUUUACAAUCUGUCUGACGACAAUAUAUACACCAAAUAAAGAUUUGUUUCUCUGUUAGAUUGGGAGUUAUUAAACUUUAUUCUCACCAUGGAUGUUUUGUAUUGUAGUCACCUCCCGCUAAGAAUCGAUUUCCUAGACUGUCAAAGAACUUUUUGUGGUUUUCUUAGCUGAUAGUGUGUCUCGGAGGACAGUAUAUCGCAAAGAAUGUGAUUGAG
Messenger RNA from Phymastichus coffea, 1458 nucleotides. RefSeq names its product juvenile hormone acid O-methyltransferase (gene jhamt). The transcript has 5 exons. The coding region runs from base 18 to 851 and encodes 277 amino acids. The record is from RefSeq and is a predicted model, not a curated record. NCBI's taxonomy places the organism in Eukaryota, Metazoa, Arthropoda, Insecta, Hymenoptera, Eulophidae.